GAUUCAACUAUUUAGUAAGCAAUAAUGAUCGAUUUGGACAAUAAAGUUGCUUUAAUUACUGGUUCAAGUGAUGGGAUUGGAGCUGCAACCGCUUUACUCUUUUCAUCUUUAGGUGCUAAAGUGGCCAUAGUUGGACGAGACCAAAGUAAACUGGAUAAAGUUGCUGCUGAAUGUGAAUCAAAGUCACCUCAUCACUACAAGCCUGUUGUUAUCAAGGCUGAUUUUGUUAGAGAUGAAGAUGUUAUUCGAACCUUCGAAGAAACCAUUUCUGUUUAUAAGACUUUGGACAUUUUGGUUAACAGUGCUAGUCUUUCUAGCGGAGCUGAUUUCGCCGAUCCUAAUUAUCUUGAUGAGUAUGAUCGAGUAAUGCAAGUCAAUGCGCGAUCUAUUGUUCGAUUGACUGAACUGUCUGUUCCAUUUCUAACUAAAUCUAAAGGAAACAUUGUCAAUGUAUCUGCUAUUAAUAGCCUGACUGCGAAUCCAUCUCACUGGGUUUAUGGUAUGUCCAAGGCUGCACUCGAUAUGUUCACCAAGUCAAUGGCUGGCAAAUUGGCUCCUAAUAUUAGAGUAAAUUCAGUUAAUCCUGGUGCAGUUCAUACUCAGCCUAUUGAACCUUCAAUGUUGGAAAAAUAUAUAGCGAUGAAACCCUUAAAACGAAUCGCUGAACCAAUGAAUAUUGCCAAUUUAAUCGCUUUCCUGACAUCUGAUGCUUCAAGAAACAUGACUGGUUCAAUCGCUGUUUCUGAUUCAGGAUUUCUUGUCGCUGAUCCAUACAAAAUGCUAACGGCGAAAUAAGAAUAGAAAACAUCCAAAAAAUCAACAAAAUCGACACCAUUUUGAACACUUUUUCAGUUUAUUUAGCACUAAAUAUGCGCAAACCUAUUCAUUAAACAGUCAACUUACUGCGAA
This is a messenger RNA of Tetranychus urticae (two-spotted spider mite), 909 nucleotides long. RefSeq lists its product as uncharacterized. Lineage: Eukaryota; Metazoa; Arthropoda; Arachnida; Trombidiformes; Tetranychidae. The record is from RefSeq and is a predicted model, not a curated record. Gene Ontology annotation, molecular function: oxidoreductase activity.